Molecule: messenger RNA, 1503 nt
Organism: Phytophthora sojae
Lineage: Eukaryota; Oomycota; Peronosporomycetes; Peronosporales; Peronosporaceae
Exons: 3
Coding region: 1-1503 (500 amino acids)
Biological process (GO): xenobiotic detoxification by transmembrane export across the plasma membrane
Cellular component (GO): membrane
Molecular function (GO): antiporter activity; xenobiotic transmembrane transporter activity
Source: RefSeq, a predicted model, not a curated record
AUGGCGUUCGAGCCGCGCAGCCCAACGUUCGCGAAAUAUGGCGAGGAGCGCCAGCCGCUGCUGGACUACAAGCAAAAACACGAGACGGUCGUGGGGAUCGCCGGAAGCCUCGAGAUCCCGGACGAAGCCGAGCCCCACGUCGUCGAUGAGCUCAAGACGCUGCUCAAGCUGGUGUACCCCGUCGUUGUGACGUCUGCGCUCGAGUUUCUGCCGGGCUUCACGUGCAUCAUCUUGGCGGGGCACAUCCAGUCCCCGCGCACGCAGCAGUAUGUAGACGCAGCUACACUCUCCACCAUGUUUAUCAACAUCACUGCGUACUCCGUCGGCUUUGGACUCACAUCGGCGCUGGACACGCUGUGCUCGCAGGCGUACGGAGCGCGGAGGUUUGAGAAGAUUGGGAUUUACUUCCAGGCCGGACUGCAGAUUAUCCUGGCGUGUCUGGGACCGGUUUUCCUGUUGAACUGGUACUCUGAGAGCUUCCUGCUGUACAUGGGGCAAGAUCCGGAGGUGGCGCAGUUGGCGCAGAGCUUCUCGCGGUGGAUGCUGCCUGGCGUGCCCUUCGUUUUCCUGUACGAAUUGGUGCGCAAGGUGCUGCAGGCCCAAAACAUCAUGAAGCCACUCGUGGGGAUCGCAGCCAUGGGCAACGUCGUGAACAUCGUCACGGGCUACGUGCUGACCUACCACACGUCCAUGGGCUUUGAGGGCAUUGCGCUGUCCAGGUCGCUGGGAAAUAUGGUGCUGCCAUUGCUGCUGAUCCCAUACUUCUACUACCACCCGCACCACCUGACCCAAUGGUGGCGCGGAUGGAAUAUGAAGGAGGCGUUCGCGCACGUCGCAAUGUUCCUCUCUUUAGGGGUCCCGGGCGCUUUGAUGAUGACGAUGGAAUGGUGGGCGUUUGAGCUGCUUACGUUGAUGGCAGGCAUCCUCCCGAACGCUGUGGUGUCGGUCAGCGCUCAUGCAGUGCUGGUCAACAUCAACAACACCAUUUAUAUGACUUUUGCCGGUCUCGCAGUCGCUUCAAACAUCCGAGUGGGCAACUGUCUGGGUGCCAACGCUCCGAAGCAGGCGAAGCUUGCGUGCACGGUGUCGCUGCUGCUGACGCUGGGCAUUUCGUCAACCUUUUCCAUUUUGAUGUACGUCUUCCGUGGCAGUAUCCCGAGCCUCUUCCUCAACGACCCCAAGGGAAUUGCGCGAGCUGCGAGCGUCCUGGCUGUUUGGGCGCCGCUGGAAGUGCUGGACGGGCUCAAUGCAGUGGUCCAGGGGAUCUUCCGAGGUGCCGGCAAGCAGAAGGUGGCUGCCACCGUGAAUGCUGUAGCCUACUACAUUUUCGGCAUCCCGGUGGCCGGACUUUUGGGUUUCCACUUUGUGCUGGGCGUCGAGGGUCUCUGGCUGGGCUUCGGCUUCGGCAUCUUCGUUGCCGCGUCGCUGCAGUUCUACAUGCUGUUCGAGCGCUGGACGUGGGCGAAACUCGCCGAUGAGGCUCAGAAGCGCACGGCCGAAUAA